AUGGAACCAUCAAUUAAUAACACCUCAAACCCGGAGCAACUUCGUCAAGCUUUAGCAGAUGUUACAAAUGACACAGAAAAUUCAAAUAAUCGGUCACAAAUCCGUAAUGAUGAAACCUUAUCAAACUCAAGUAGUACACUUUCACGAAGAUCAUUGAAUUCACAAACAACACGAGUCAACUCUCAAAGCAAUCCUCGUUCAUCACACCAUCCCUUCACACGCCGUACAUUCAUACCACGUUUACAACUCUCACACAAAAAGCAAACUCCUUGCAACCCUGGCUUAUAUCGACAACUGCAAAGAUUAGAAACAAAAGUAGAUAAAUUGGCUGAUAUCGUUAAAACAAUAACAAAUGAAAACUUGACAGUCUUGAAUACAAAUGUAAAAAGACGUUAUCCAAAGUUGAGAGAAUCUACGGUGGUGGUAAAUAAUAAAGAGAUGUAUGUCAUUGAUGGAACGCAUAUUUCGGCCGAAGAUUACGCCAAACUAGUUCAGGCACCAACCAUGCGGAAACGAGUUAAUCGAGUUAUAAAUAUUCUGUGGGAACCUGAGAAGCUCGUGAAAAUGUACAUGAAAACAGAUGUGAAGGAUCCUUUAAAAAUCGUGGUAACACCAGAAGAAAAAAAAAAGUUAGAGAUUUGUCUCUCUAUAUUAAAAAAAAGCGAGAGUUAAACAUUGCCAAAAAUGGCAAUGAUGAUAUAGAUAGAUUUUUGGACAAGUG
This is a messenger RNA of Microplitis demolitor, 721 nucleotides long. RefSeq lists its product as uncharacterized. The coding region runs from base 1 to 672 and encodes 223 amino acids. The transcript has 3 exons. Lineage: Eukaryota; Metazoa; Arthropoda; Insecta; Hymenoptera; Braconidae. The record is from RefSeq and is a predicted model, not a curated record.